Molecule: messenger RNA, 2705 nt
Organism: Sinocyclocheilus rhinocerous
Lineage: Eukaryota; Metazoa; Chordata; Actinopteri; Cypriniformes; Cyprinidae
Product: dihydropyridine-sensitive L-type skeletal muscle calcium channel subunit alpha-1-like
Exons: 22
Coding region: 145-2661 (838 amino acids)
Biological process (GO): transmembrane transport; monoatomic ion transport
Cellular component (GO): membrane
Molecular function (GO): monoatomic ion channel activity; calcium ion binding
Source: RefSeq, a predicted model, not a curated record
AGCGCCAUCUCGGUGGUAAAAAUCCUCAGGGUCUUGAGAGUGUUGAGACCUUUAAGAGCCAUAAAUCGAGCUAAAGGUCUCAAACAUGUGGUCCAGUGUGUGUUUGUGGCCAUCAAGACCAUCGGCAACAUCGUUUUAGUCACGAUGCUCUUGGAUUUCAUGUUUGCCUGCAUUGGCGUUCAGCUUUUUAAGGGGAAAUUUUUUUUCUGCACAGACCCGCUCAAAAUGACGGCGGAAGAAUGCCGGGGAAGGUUUAUACAACACCAGGAACAUGCUCUCCACGACAUGGUGCUCAGUCAACGUGUAUGGCUGAACAGUGACUUAAACUUUGACAGCGUUUUGAACGGCAUGCUGGCUCUCUUCACCGUGUCAACAUUCGAAGGCUGGCCAGACUUGUUGUAUAAAGCCAUCGACUCGAAUUUGGAAAACGUUGGCCCGAUUUACAACAACCGCAUUGAGAUUUCCAUCUUCUUCAUCUUUUACCUCAUCCUCAUCGCCUUCUUCAUGAUGAACAUCUUUGUGGGCUUCGUUAUCGUCACCUUCCAAGAACAGGGAGAGCAGGAGUACAAAAACUGCGAGCUGGACAAAAACCAGCGUCAGUGUGUCCAGUACGCACUGAAGGCCCGGCCUCUGAGAUGCUACAUCCCUAAAAACCCGCAUCAGUACCAGGUGUGGUACAUCGUCACCUCUUGUUACUUCGAGUACCUGAUGUUUCUCCUCAUCAUGCUCAACACCAUGUGUCUGGGGAUGCAGCACUGUAAUCAAUCAGAUCACAUCACCCAUCUUUCAGACAUGCUAAACGUCAUCUUCACUGUACUUUUUACCGUGGAAAUGAUCCUCAAACUUGGAGCCUUCAAAGCAAAGGGUUACUUCGGGGACCCCUGGAACGUCUUUGAUUUCAUAAUCGUGGUGGGCAGUAUUGUUGACGUCAUACUAAGUGAAAUUGAUGCGGCUCUUGCUGCUCAGGGUGGACUGUAUUGUCUCACUGGCUGUUCUGAAGUGAAUCCAAUGCAAGCCAUAGCAGACUCUGAGAAUAUGAGCGUGUCAAUCACACUCUUCCGGCUUUUCCGUGUCAUGCGUCUGGUGAAACUGCUCAACCGUUUUGAGGGCAUUCGCAACCUGCUGUGGACCUUCAUCAAAUCAUUCCAGGCUUUGCCAUAUGUGGCUCUCCUCAUCGUUAUGCUGUUCUUUAUCUACGCCGUCAUCGGCAUGCAGGUGUUUGGCAAAAUCGCACUAUUAGACGGUACCAUGAUCAACCGUAACAACAACUUCCAGACGUUUCCUCAAGCUGUUCUACUGCUGUUCAGGUGUGCCACAGGCGAGGGCUGGCAAGAGAUCAUGUUGGGCUGUUUGUACGGUCAAUGUUGUGACCCCAAGUCAGAAUACCUACCUGGAGAGGAGUACACCUGCGGCUCUGGAUUUGCUAUUCUCUACUUCAUGAGUUUUUACAUGCUCUGUGCUUUUCUUAUCAUUAAUUUGUUUGUUGCUGUGAUCAUGGACAACUUUGACUAUCUGACCCGUGAUUGGUCGAUACUCGGUCCGCAUCAUUUAGACGAGUUCAAGAAGAUCUGGGCUGAAUAUGACCCAGAGGCAACGGGGCGCAUUAAACACCUGGAUGUCGUGACGCUGCUGAGGAGAAUCCAGCCACCGCUUGGGUUUGGAAAGUUUUGCCCCCAUCGUGUUGCCUGCAAGAGACUGAUUUCCAUGAACAUGCCUCUGAACAGCGAUGGAACCGUGACGUUUAAUGCCACGCUGUUCGCUCUGGUCAGAACUGCACUGAAAAUUAAAACCGAAGGUAAUUUCGAGCAGGCCAACGAAGAGCUACGUGCGAUUAUUAAGAAGAUCUGGAAACGCACCAGUAUGAAACUGCUUGACCAGGUCAUUCCACCAAUCGGAGACGAUGAGGUAACAGUGGGGAAGUUUUACGCCACGUUCCUGAUCCAGGAUCACUUCAGGAAGUUCAUGAAACGCCAGGAGGAAUAUUACGGAUACCGGCCCAACAAGAAAAACAAGAACACCACAGAGAUUCAGGCGGGUCUAAGGAGCAUCGAGGAGGAGGCCGCGCCUGAGCUUCAGCGGGCCAUUUCUGGAGAUCUUCUGAACGACGAGGAGAUGGACCGAGCCAUGGACGAGGCCGGAGAGGAGGGGAUCUACAGGCGAGCAGGCGGCCUGUUUGGAAACCAUGUGGAUCGGUUCACGAUGGAGAGAGGAACCCCGAUGGCCACCCAAGUGACCAGCCAGCGCCCCCUACAGAUCGCAGACAGCAGAGCGGAGGAGACGGAGGCCUCGGCUGCAUAUGUUCAUUACCACGCCAACACCAACACCAAUAAUAACACCAACACCAAUAAUAACACAGCCAGACAGAGCAGACGUGAACUCCGUUUCCCAUCAUGCAUCAGUGCAUCCAGACAGCACGGUCCAGUGAGUGCAGCGGAGUUCCUCAUCCAGGAGGCUCUGACCGCCGGAGGUUUGGAGAGUCUUGCCAGCGACUGGCGUUUCGUGUCCGUGACGAAGGCAGAGAUGGCCGAGGCCCUUCACGUGGAUCUCGCCGUGCUGGAGCGGAAAUCAGCAGCCGUUCUUAACAAACGUAAAGGACAGUGUGUGUCCAGGAAGAGGGAGACGCCUGUGUCUCGUCCAGAUAAUACACACUGCCAGGUGUAACCAUCAUCAGAGGCGUCUGGUAGAGCGGAGUUAAUAGGGCUGGG